CAAAAAACACUUUUGUGACCAAACACGGAAGUAGUUCAAAGAAACUCCCGCGUAGUUUUUUCAUCGUUUGGAUAAGCCAUGUGCCUUUGUUGGAGGUGCAGUGUGUUUACAACCGAAUGACUGCGAUGUCUAAACUAAAGAGGAAGAAAUCAGCGAUAGAGGAGAGUAAAUGCGAGCAGCAGACGACGAUCAAAAAGUCAAAUGGCAGUCUAAGUGCAGAACAGGACAGCAGCUGCAGCAAAACAUCUACAGGCAGGGCGAGAUGGUGGGAGAGUUCUGAAUUAAGUGAUGUGGAGAGACUCUGGGCUCUUACCUUGAGAGCUUUUUGCCCAGCCCUGCAGUCUGAUCAGGAAGAAUGUAUUCCACAGCUCCCCCCACCCUCAUCCACGAAAACUGUACAAAAAAUAAGUGAUUGGAAGUGGUGCAGUGCAGAUGAAGAUGUCAAUCCCCCUCUGAAUUUGCCCGCUCCAUCUUUCCUCAACAACCCACAACCAGUGAAUGUGGUCAAGAACCCCUCACAACCUCCAGCAGCAGAGAGCAUGGGAGAAUGUAGUCCACCAGCCAUCGCUGAUCAAGAGAAUCAUGCAUCUUCACCUGAUCAAGAGAGUGGGUCAGUAUGUGACAUACAAACUGCUCAGCAGCGCCACCUAGAAGACAAUUGGGUUGAGGGUCAUGAAUUGUCAGACGGACAGAGUGACAAAUUUGACCAAGUGGGGAAAGUCACAAAAGGAUCUGGACCAGGGAAGGGGGUAAAAACAGGUGCAGGCGGAUCUGGAUCAUGGUUAAGAACAGUAUCUGAAGCAGAAGGAUCAGUAUCAGGCAUGGGAACAAAACAAGGAUCAAGUGGAUCUGGAUCAGGACAGAAAGCAAAAUCUGGAACAGGAGGGUAUGGAGCAGGUCAGCGAGCAAAAUCAGGAGUAAGAGGAUCUGGAUUAGUGCUGGGAGCAAAAUCUGGAGUGGGAUUAGAUGUAGAAUCUGGAGCAGGGAAGGGGGUAAACACAGGCGCAGGAGGAUCUGGAUCACGACUAAGAACAAUAUCUGAAGCAGUUUCAAGCAUGGGAACAAAACUCAGAGCAAGUGGAUCCGGAUCAGGGCAGAGAGCAAAAUCAGGGCUAGGAGGAUUUGAAUCAGGGCUGGGAACAAAUUCAAGAGAAAGUGGAUCUGGAUUGGGGCAGGGUACAAAAUCUGGAUUGAAUUUGGGGCAAAAAUCAGCGACAAAAGAAUCUGGAGCAGCAUCUGGAUCAGGACUGGGAACAAAAUUAAUAGCAGAAGGAUCCGGAACAGCAACGGGAACAGGACUGGGAACAAAAUCAGGAGCAGAAGGAUCUAGAGCAGCAUCUGGAACAGGACUGGAAACAACAUCUGGAACAGAAGGAUCUAGAGCAACAUCUGGAUCAGGACUGGGAACAACAUCAGGAACAGAAGGAGCUGGAUCAGGACUGGAGUGCUGCCCAAUGUGUCUGAUGCCAUUUCCUGCAGGGUUCACCCAAAUGCAGUGUGAUGGUCAUCUUGCACAAUGUUUAUCAGAGAUGAAUGAAGAUAUUAUUUGGUGAUGAUGGAAUGAGGAAAUUCUGUUAUAUCUUUUUAGAUACUUGUGUUUUCCUUCAUGAGCCUGCAAAGUAUUACUUUAAUGUGGCACUGCGCGAUUAAUCACAUGCGAUUGUCAUGCAUGUCUCUUUAGUAAAGCUGGUUCUGUGAUUAGUACUAAUUAUCCAUCACCUGUUUUCAAAUGGAGCAGCACUUAAUAUACAGAUCCGUAGUUCGCUGACAAGCUACGCAAUAUCGCGUUUAUAACUGAAUGUGAUUCAUCUGCCGCUCCAGAGCAGGUGAUGGAUAUUUAGUACUAAUUGCGAUUAAUUGUGCAGCCCUACUUUAAUGUUUUGAUUACUGUACACUGUAAUUGAUAUACUUUAUACAGAAGACCUGGAAAGGAAAAAGAUUUGCUGAAAAUGUACUCUGCCUCAGGCCAUCCAAGAUGUAGAUCAAUUUGUGUCUUCAUCAAAACAGAUAAAUGUAGCCAUACAUCUAUUGCUCAUCAAUGGAUCCUCUGCAGUAAAUGGGUGCCGUCAGAAUGAGAUUCCAAACUUCUGAUAAAAGCAUCACAAUAAUCCACAUCAUUCAAGUCCAUCAGUUAAUCUCGUCAAGUGAAAAAAGCUGCGUGUUUGUAAUAAACAAAUCCAUCAUUACACGGUUUUAAUUUUAAACUUUCACUUCUGGUCCAUAGUCCACAAUAACACUUCCCCCAGUGAAAAAGUCCAUCCCAUGUUGUCCUCUCAAAUCAAAACCCCAUUGACAUACUUAUUUAGAACUGUUUUAGAUAGUUUCCACUUCUGUCAAACUGUGUUUGAUCGGUGCAUAUUUCUCUCCUGAUUCAGAGGAGAUUACCCUUUCUCAGGAAAAAGCAAUAAUAUGAAUAAAUAGCCUGGUUUGAAAUUUAAAACGUCUUAAAUGUGGUCUUAUUACAAACACACAACUUGUGUAUUACUCACAUUAUUUGCGGAUUAUUGUGAUGUUUUUAUCAGCUGUUUAAACACUCACUCUGACGGCACCCAUUUACUGAAUAGUGAGUAAGUGAUGUAAUGCUAGACUUCUCCAAAUCUGUUGAGAUAAAAGAAACAAACUUGGAUGGCCUUUUCACUUUUGGGUGAACUUUUCCUUUAUAUACUUCUUAUAAGAUACGAUUGGUCAAUAUGCAUUGUGCAAUAAAAGACAGUGCUCUCCCACAAA
This is a messenger RNA of Carassius gibelio (silver crucian carp), 2727 nucleotides long. RefSeq names its product hornerin. The transcript has 4 exons. Gene Ontology annotation, molecular function: ubiquitin binding. Lineage: Eukaryota; Metazoa; Chordata; Actinopteri; Cypriniformes; Cyprinidae. Bases 117 to 1553 code for a protein of 478 amino acids. The record is from RefSeq and is a predicted model, not a curated record.